Mytilus trossulus (common blue mussel) is the source of this 884-nucleotide messenger RNA. RefSeq lists its product as uncharacterized. Gene Ontology annotation, molecular function: protein binding. The record is from RefSeq and is a predicted model, not a curated record. NCBI's taxonomy places the organism in Eukaryota, Metazoa, Mollusca, Bivalvia, Mytilida, Mytilidae. Bases 21 to 848 code for a protein of 275 amino acids. The transcript is spliced from 2 exons.
AAUCUCACCCGGCAAUUGCUAUGUCGUAUACAAAUAACGUGUUAAGUGCAUGUUUAUUGUAUUCGUUAUUUAUUCAGAUAAGUACACAAACGACACCAAGCCAGUCGUACAUAAACAGAGAAUAUUUGGCAAUAAAGAAGCAACAACAUGAAACCCUUCAGUUACUGACGUCAUUACAGAAGACUGUUACAGCGUUACAGACUCAGGUGAAAACAGUUGCUGUCAAAACAUUCGUCCUUGAUUCGAACGAACGUGUGCGUGCUAAUGCCAUAGACGUGUUAUAUAAUAAAACAUUCGAAACAGAGAAAGUUUUGACGAGCCUUGAUAUUCAAACACAGCAAUUGAAAGAACAACUUGAACUCAACCGAAAUGAGACGAGUGCCCAUGAGGAAACUUUACAAGAGAUCACCCGUACGGGAAUUGUGAAUCAUGAGACACUAAAUAAACAAAUAGCAUUGAGCCAGGAAAGAGUGGCAGUAACAAUGUGUGUGUCUACUGAUGGCGAACGACAAAGCCGACAGAUAAUCAAGUUCGAUGAGAUACGAUUUCACAUUGGAAUAAUAAACUUUUCUUCGAUAAGAUCUUCUGGAGUUUUCACAACUGAAAAACCUGGUUUAUAUCAUAUAUCUGCGGUGAUCAAUGGACGAAAAGCGAAUGCACAAUUUUCUAUUCAUGUAAACGGAAAUACAUUAUCUACUUUGCGCAUGUCAAGUGAUGAUUUUAUUGCGACCGGUACUUCUGUUGUUGUGGCUGAACUACAGAUUGGUGACGUCAUAUCAGUUACUGCUGAUUCUACAUUCCAAGUAUAUACCCAUUGGUCUUGUAUGACAGUUGUGAAAAUUAAUUAAAAGUUUAUAAAAAUCCAAAUUACAUUUUUUCAUAGU